GGAGGGAGGGAGGACGCUCCAUCAGGACAUUUGGGCUCAUCGGUGCGGACUGGCGUUCGGGCGGGGAUGCUGAGGGACUUUCUGCUUCCACCUGCGGGACGAUGAGCGGGCGUCAGGCGGCGGGGAGGCGGCCGUCGUACCCUUGGCUUUGAUGACAGCGUCCGUGUGUCCCCUGGAUGGCCGCGCAGGUGAAUACGACGGUCGCAGUGAGAGGGAGGAUGCUGCCGAAUUCCUUUGAAAAAUAAUUCUUUUUUUUUCUCAAGAUGACGCUUCCAAAGGGAAAACGGUAUUUUUUGCCUUCCCCAUCAUCCCUUUUCUAGUCGAGGUCAUGCUUUAUGAGUCGCAAUUUUCCUGCUUCUGUCGGAGCGCACUUGUGAAACAACUGUAGGGUGGCGGGAGUCAUUGCCACACACCAAACAUUGCGGAUGCUCCCAAAUAAAUAAAUAAUCGUAGCAGCUCUUCCUUUUUUGAUGCCUUUGGAAUCAUUCCCAAGAUGCCAAGUUGACUUAAAAAUAAUAAUAAUCAUCAAAAAUUAAUGUCUUGAGGCCUGCUUUCGAUUUUCAUGACACUGUUCUCAGUGGGAAUGACUCGUCCAGAAAGGUGCAGGAACAUCUGGUGCGCCGCGAUCCCAGCAUGCAGAACAUGAAGGCUUCGUGUUAACCUGCGCGUCUCCCCCCAUGGUUUCACGCUGGGAGGCGAAUCCUGCUGCACACAAACGCCGACAAACUCCUCGUAGCAUCAGCAGCCAAGCGGUCAAUCCCCUCACGCCCACAACGACGCAUAGAGACGGUGCAUGGGCGUCCUCGUCUGCUGAAACCGGGAGCCGCGCAUCCUCUGGCCAGGUGUCCACCAUCAAGACGACCCCCCCGUUGUGCAUAUGAGACGUUCUGAUCCAGAUGGGAUGUAAUGUGUGGCUGCACAGCUGAGCACUGGUCUCCUUCUCCGCUGCUUCGUGAAGAUUGGUGUCCGAGAUCGGUGUCCACAGAAUGGCGCGGUUUGGAGACGAGGUACCAUCCAGGUACGGAGGGGGGGCCGGCGGAGGGGGCCCGGGGGGCCGCGGGGGCAGCAGGCAAGGUGGACCCCACGGACACGGCCACGGUCACGGCCACGGGCACGGACAUGGCCCGCCCGGAGGGCCCGGGGCGCAGAGAAUGUACAAGCAGUCCAUGGCGCAGAGAGCCCGGACAAUGGCCCUCUACAACCCCAUCCCGGUGCGCCAGAACUGCUUCACUGUCAAUCGCUCCCUGUUCAUUUUCAGCGAGGAUAACUUCGUGAGAAAAUACGCCAAAAAGAUCACCGAAUGGCCUCCAUUUGAGUGGAUGAUCCUAGCCACCAUCAUUGCAAACUGCAUUGUCCUCGCUCUGGAACAACAUUUGCCCGAUGGAGAUAAGACCCCACUGUCUGAACGCCUGGACGACACGGAGCCGUACUUCAUUGGGAUCUUUUGUUUCGAGUCUGGAAUAAAGAUUUUGGCACUUGGUUUUGCCUUCCACAAGAACUCUUACCUGAGAAAUGGAUGGAAUGUCAUGGAUUUUGUGGUGGUGCUCACAGGGAUUCUGUCCACUGUGGGUUCAGAUUUCGACUUGCGAACCCUUCGAGCUGUGAGAGUUUUGAGGCCGCUCAAGCUGGUGUCUGGCAUUCCAAGCUUGCAGGUUGUGCUGAAAUCCAUUAUGAAAGCCAUGAUUCCUCUGCUGCAAAUUGGCCUCCUCCUCUUCUUUGCCAUCCUCAUGUUCGCCAUCAUCGGGUUGGAGUUCUACAUUGGCAAAUUCCAUUCAACCUGCUUUGACAAUCAUACAGAUGAGAUUCGGGAAGAGUUUCCAUGUGGGACAGAACCUCCAUCCCGGCUGUGUCCAGAGGGGACCACUUGCAGACCAUACUGGUUAGGACCAAACUACGGCAUCACCCAGUUUGACAACAUCCUGUUUGCUAUCCUCACCGUCUUCCAGUGUAUCACCAUGGAGGGCUGGACUGACCUGCUCUACUCUAGCAAUGACGCCUCAGGGAGUGCAUGGAACUGGAUGUACUUCAUCCCCCUUAUCAUCAUUGGCUCCUUCUUUAUGCUUAACUUGGUGCUCGGUGUGUUGUCGGGGGAGUUUGCCAAAGAGCGAGAGCGCGUGGAGAACAGGAGCGAGUUCCUGAAGCUCAGGAGGCAGCAACAGAUCGAAAGGGAACUCAACGGUUACCUCGAGUGGAUCUGCAAAGCUGAGGAGGUCAUCUUGGCAGAUGAUGAAAAUGAAAAUGAGUAUGAUGGUUCUCGAAGGAGAGCCACAAAGAACCACAAGAACAAAGCUGAGCUUUUGAACCCAGAGGAGGGAGAGGGGGAGCUGGGAGUGGGUUCCCCGUUUGCCCGAGCCAGCCUCAAGAGCUCCAAACUGGAGGGGUCAACGUUCAAGCGGCGGGAGCGACGACUGCGCUUCUUAAUCCGACAUAUUGUCAAGUCUCAGGCAUUCUACUGGACCGUAUUGUGUUUAGUGGGCCUGAAUACGAUGUGCGUAGCUGUUGUUCACUACGACCAGCCCGAACCACUUUCAAACUUUCUAUAUUUUGCUGAAUUCAUCUUCCUGGGAAUAUUUUUAACAGAGAUGUGUAUAAAGAUGUACGGCCUCGGCAAGCAGGCCUACCUCAACUCCUCUUUUAACUGCUUUGACUGCAUUGUCAUAUGUGGUAGUAUAUUUGAAGUAUUGUGGUCCAUCAUCAACCCGGGCACCUCCUUUGGCAUCAGCGUGUUACGAGCUCUCAGGUUGUUGAGGAUCUUCAAAGUCACCAAGUACUGGGCCUCUUUGCGAAACCUUGUUGUCUCCCUGCUGAACUCCAUGAAGUCCAUCAUCAGCUUGCUCUUCCUGCUCUUUCUCUUCAUCGUUGUCUUCGCCCUGCUGGGCAUGCAGCUCUUCGGAGGACAGUUUAAUUUCGAAACUGGCACCCCUCCCACCAACUUUGAUACCUUCCCAGCAGCAAUAAUGACAGUGUUCCAGAUUCUGACCGGUGAGGACUGGAACAUGGUGAUGUACGAUGGCAUCAAGUCUCAGGGCGGAGUCAACAAGGGCAUGGCCUUCUCUGUCUUCUUCAUAGUUCUCACACUUUUUGGAAACUACACUCUUCUGAAUGUGUUCUUGGCUAUCGCUGUGGACAAUUUGGCCAACGCACAGGAGCUGACCAAGGAUGAGCAAGAGGAAGAGGAGGCUGCCAAUCAGAAGAUGGCCCUGCAGAAAGCGAAGGAGGUGGCGGAAGUCAGCCCACUGUCUGCCGCCAACCUCUCCAUUGCAGCCAACAAAGUACACAGUGAGUGUCACAACGCAUCCGACCCCUUUCUGGAAUGUAAGGAGCAACAGAAGAACCACAACAAGGGGGUGAAUAAGUCAGUGUGGGAGCAGCGGACCAAGGAGCUGAGGAAGCAGACUCUGGUGACCAGUCGCGAGGCCCUGUACAAUGAACUGGAAGCUGAUGAUCGCUGGAAGGCAAGGACAGGGAGGGAGGAGCACAACAAUGUCAACUUUUCCCGCCACAUUCGUUCUGACAUGAAAACUCAUCUGGAUCGGCCAUUGGUGGUCGAUCCCCGGGAGAACCGAAACAACAACACCAACAAGACCACUGCCAACAACUCGGAUCUCUGUGUCAGUAAGCACCACCCUGCAGAUGAGCUCCACGAGCAAACACAGCUCCACGAGCACCACCACCAAAUAGGAGGGGGUGGUGGCGGUGGCUCCAAUCCACCCAGGCCCCCGAUGGACCGUGGGGAGUCUACAGAAAGUAGGCGUAGCCGCAAAAGUGAGCAUCACCACAAAUCUCACGUCAGACUGGAUGCCACGGUCAUUCCUGGGCCGGGCCCCGAGGAGAGACCGUCCCGACGGCACCACCACGCCCGGAAUGGCAGUCGAGGGGGAGGACAGUCUGAGAACAGGAAGCCCAGGACACACCGAAAACACGCAGAGGAGGGUGAUGAUGAUGGAGGGGGAGCUGUGAAAACGAGGAGGCAUAAGAGCAGAAGGGUGGAGAAAGCUGGAGAAGAAGAACAAGAGGGAGCGGGCGAUGGCCGCGAAAGGAAGCCAGGAAGAAGUCGACAUGGUGCUCAGACGGAAGGAGAGGGGAAGAGAAUGUGCCCUCACAGAAGGAAGGAUUCUAGUGUCCUCAAUCUUUCAACCACCCGGCCCAUUCAAAAGACGCUCUCACGGCAAAACAGCCAGUACAGUGAGGACAUGGACAACCUCAUGAACACCAAGCUCAUUUCUGGCUCUGCACCUCGCAUUGAAGGUCAUUCUAAUCCACCUGUCAGCCGCACUGUUGCUCCCGGCUUUGGUUCUGCCUUCCACUUGGCUCACAGCGGAACUCACGGAAGUCUGGUGGCAUUAGACAGCUACGGAAACAUAGGACAUCAUCGCGCCAGCAGUGUGAUCAGGCUGCCCCACCCAGACUACACAUCGCUGGAUAUGCCCAUCUUUCCAUCAAUCAAUGCCAUACUGCAAGUUAAUAAAAAUGCCAACACAGAACCUUUGCCAGCCAAGGAGGAUAAGGGUGACGAUGACAAUAAAGGAGCAGAAGGAGGACCUAGACCUAUGCCCCCUUAUAGCUCCAUGUUUAUCUUGUCAACCACCAAUCCGUUUCGACGGGCGUGCCACUACAUCUGCACGCUGCGCUACUUUGAGAUGUGCAUUCUGCUGGUCAUUGCCAUGAGCAGUAUUGCAUUAGCGGCCGAAGAUCCUGUCUGGCCUGACUCCCCUCGAAACAACGUUCUUCGCUAUUUUGACUAUGUCUUUACUGGAGUGUUUACAUUUGAGAUGUUGAUAAAGAUGGUGGAUCUGGGGUUGGUCUUGCACCAGGGCUCUUAUUUUCGAGACUUGUGGAACAUCCUUGACUUUAUAGUGGUUAGUGGUGCUCUGGUGGCCUUUGCCUUCACCGGCGGCGGGGGGAACAGCAAAGGAAAAGACAUCAGCACCAUCAAGUCUUUGAGGGUGCUAAGAGUGUUACGACCUCUAAAGACUAUCAAACGUCUUCCCAAACUCAAGGCUGUGUUUGAUUGUGUGGUCAACUCUCUGAAGAAUGUGCUGAACAUCCUGAUUGUAUACCUGCUCUUCAUGUUCAUCUUUGCCGUUGUGGCGGUGCAACUUUUCAAAGGACGUUUCUUCUAUUGCACUGACGAAUCUAAAGAGUUUGAGAGUGAUUGCAGAGGCGAAUAUCUAGUGUAUGAGCGUGAAAAUGAAGUGAAGGCGCAGAAGCGGGAGUGGAAGAAGUACGAUUUCCACUAUGACAAUGUGGCUUGGGCCCUUCUCACCCUCUUCACUGUUUCCACUGGAGAGGGGUGGCCGGAUGUGCUGAAACAUUCAGUUGAUGCGACCUACGAGAAUCGGGGCCCAAGCCCGGGAUAUCGGAUGGAAAUGUCCAUCUUUUACGUGGUGUACUUCGUGGUCUUCCCCUUCUUCUUCGUCAACAUCUUUGUAGCUCUUAUAAUUAUCACCUUCCAGGAACAAGGAGACAAGAUGAUGGAGGAUUAUAGUUUAGAAAAGAAUGAGAGAGCCUGUAUAGACUUUGCCAUCAACGCUCGGCCUCUGACACGCCACAUGCCCAAAAACAAGCUCAGCUUUCAAUAUAAGAUGUGGGAGUUUGUGGUGUCGCCGCCAUUUGAAUAUACCAUCAUGGCGCUGAUUGCACUCAAUACGAUCGUGCUAAUGAUGAAGUAUGACGGAGCUUCUGAAGCCUACGAAGCUGUGUUAGCCAAUCUGAACAUAGUGUUUACCUCCCUCUUCUCCAUGGAGUGUGUACUCAAGAUCAUUGCCUUUGGAGCGCUGAAUUAUUUUAAAGAUGCCUGGAACAUUUUUGACUGUGUGACAGUUCUGGGCAGCAUUACUGACAUCCUGGUUACCGAGCUCGGGAUGGAUAACUUCAUCAACCUAAGUUUCUUAAGGCUGUUCAGGGCAGCGCGCCUCAUCAAGCUGUUGAGGCAGGGAGAAACUAUUCGCAUCCUGCUCUGGACCUUCGUUCAGUCCUUCAAGGCGCUGCCGUAUGUCUGCCUCCUCAUUGCCAUGCUAUUUUUUAUCUACGCCAUCAUUGGAAUGCAGCUUUUUGGAAAUAUUAAAAUUGAAGAAGAUGGAGACAGUGCCAUCAACCAGCACAACAACUUCAGGACCUUCAUACAAGCCCUGAUGCUCCUCUUUAGGAGUGCUACGGGAGAAGCGUGGCAUGAGAUCAUGCUAGCGUGUCUGGGGGGUAAGGAGUGUGACCCCAUGUCAACGAACACAGGGCCAGAGUGUGGCAGCCAAGUGGCCUACCUCUACUUUGUGUCCUUCAUCUUCUUCUGCUCGUUCUUGAUGCUGAAUUUGUUUGUAGCUGUCAUCAUGGACAACUUUGAGUACCUGACAAGAGAUUCAUCCAUCCUUGGACCUCACCACCUGGAUGAGUAUGUCAGGAUAUGGGCCGAGUAUGAUCCUGCUGCCUGCGGCCGCAUACUUUAUAAGGACAUGUACAGUUUAUUACGAGUUAUCGACCCACCUCUCGGCUUAGGCAAGAAAUGCCCUCAUAGGGUGGCCUGCAAGAGACUGCUGCGUAUGGACCUGCCGGUGGCUGAUGACAACACCGUCCACUUUAACUCCACUCUCAUGGCUCUGAUUCGCACAGCUCUGGAUAUUAAGAUUGCCAAGGGCGGGAUCGACAAGCACCAGAUGGAUGCAGAGCUGAGGAAAGAGAUGAUGGCGAUCUGGCCCAACCUCUCCCAGAAGACCCUGGAUUUGCUGGUCACGCCACACAAGUCCACAGACCUAACGGUGGGAAAAAUAUAUGCCGCCAUGAUGAUCAUGGAGUAUUACCGGCAGAGCAAGAUCAAACGCUCCCAAGCCCUUCGUGACGAGCAGAAUCGAACGCCAUUACUGUUUCAGCGCGUGGAGCCUCCCACUCCCGACCAUGACGGUGGUCCGGGACUGAACAACGCUCUGCCUCCACCUGAGACCACAGAUGCCGUCAACAGCCUACCAGUGGAGGGCGGGAUCCCCGAGAGCCAAUCGUGGGUCACCGCUCGUGCUCAGGCGAUGUCCCAGAAGGUUGGCAGCUGGAGCCCAGAAGGACACGCUGAGGACGGCCUGCGGGGCAUGAGCAACUCACAGACGGUAGAGAUGAAAGAGAUGGGGCAGGAUGGUUACUCGGAUACUGAGCACUUUCCGCCAAUGGAAGGCCACGGCAGGGCCGCUUCCAUGCCCCGCCUCCCAGGCGACAACCAACAGCGGAGAAAAGGGAAGCACCGCGGCAGUAAUCUCAGUACGAUCCACGACAACAGCCCCAUGAAACGCUCCGCCUCAUCGCUGGGCCACAGCCGGUCCGGGAGGGGACACAGAGGUAAGGGAGGGGCCGACGAAUACAACACCGAGAGGGCGAUACCGGAGGAGGGGAGGGCUUCCAGGCACGGACACCGGAGGAAAGACAGAAGCCAUCGAGCGUCGGAGAGGUCGCUCUGCCGCUACAACGACGCAGACACAGGUUUGGGCACCGACAACACCCAGUCAGGUGACAAAGACAAGGACCGCGACCGGGACAGGGGCCGGUCCAAAGACCGAAAGCACCACCACCACCAUCACCGCCACCAGGGCUCCCUGGAUAAGGAGCACUAUGUAGCAGAGCGAGGGGGAGAGUAUGGACACAGGCACUCUCGAGACAGAGAGCAGGAGCGCGAGCAGGAGAGGGAACGGGACCGCCGCUGGUCGAGAUCGCCGAGCGAGGGCCGCGAGUGCAUAACUCACAGACAGGGCAGUAGUUCGGUCAGCGGGAGUCCCGUCCCCUCCACCUCGGGGACCAGUACGCCGCGGCGGGGCCGCCGACAGCUGCCUCAGACGCCGUCCACUCCUCGGCCCCACGUCACAUACUCCCCUGUAGUCCGGAAGGCCAUGCCUGCGCCUCCUGGAGGGCCCCAGAGCAGACCCCCCGCCCCGCGCCACUUUUCUCCAGAGCCCCCUCAAGUCCAGGGCCCUCCCCCCGCCGGCCUGCCGAUGGCUCACCAUGGCGCCCCCCGCCAGGGUCACCACCCACCACCAUCCCGCUGGGGAGACGCAGGUGGCGGAGGGGGCUCGGCUGAAGGGGACGGCUGCUUUUACAACCAGGAUUAUGAGCUGCACCAUGAACCGCCUGCCUAUGAGCCAAACCCCAUGCAGGGUGGGAACCCCCACCCGCAUGUCCUGGCUAACCACCCACUGCCACGGCCUGUGCAGAGCCAGGUCCAGCCUGUCGCCCAGCGGCGUCUGCCCAACGGUUACCGAGCCUCAUCGCCUCUCACACACCUCCAUGGACCCCCGCACACCGGGCCUCAGAAGGUUCCCCUUCCAGCGGGGCACCCCAGGGGUCCCCGCAAGGGCCUGCACGAACCCUACAAUGAAACGGAGGAAGAUGAUUGGUGCUAGCCUCUGGGAAUGUGGGAGGAAAAAAAAUAUCGAUAACUGGAGCGAAAGAAAAAAGAAAGCUCUGAGCCAGAGCAGUGACUGCCAAGGGAAACCACAACUUUUCUUUCUCGUCUGUUCUUAUUUUUAUUUUCCUCUUCUCCGUUUCUUGGGGUGUCCCCAAGGAGGCGGGGUUAGACGAAAAGGGUCUGAAUGUCGGGAUGCAGCAGGAACAUUAAAUCUGGAAAAACUCCGACACGCCGCCUCUGCCGGCACAGUCAUCACUCGAUGCCAAAAGAGACGGCGCUGAAAUUCCAGUACUUGCGAUGGACGGAGUGAUGGACACUAUUCUUUGUGUCUUAUUCAUGCCUCUGGCAACGAGCUACAGCCACUAACAAGAUGUCAAGAGUUGCGACUCGAUUCAAGACACUUUAAAGUCAGAGACAAAGGAGCAACCUCUUCUUUUGGUUUCUUAUUCUUUCCUUUUGUUUCUACAGGCCAACUUCUCUUGAGUUGGCUGGAAAAAAAAAAAAAGAUUGAAAUCCAACCCUCCCAACUGAAUAUCGAUGAGUUUUAUCAUCUGUGUUUUUAAAUAAAACUGACAAGGAGCCUCCACCUGUAUAAUGUGAGAAGGCUAAGUGGGUGGAGCGUUGCAAAUGAGCUGACAAGUCACUUUGUCGAAAUCAAGAGGAAAAGGUGUUUAAAAAAAAACCUCAAUCCAGGAUCACAAGAAGGAAAAAAAAAUGGAGUUGGGUUUUAGGAACUCUUUUCUGCAGCAUUUCUUCUACUCCUGCAGCUGCUUCUUCUUCUUCUUCCUCCUCUUCAGAACAUGGAAGCUUGAAUCUUUUGUUGCACCCCACACAGCUUCGAUUUUCCUUUUAUAUUUAUUUUUUUUAGACUUGCAGAGUUGUACGCCCUUUGAAAUCCUUGCAUGAAUGAUACAAAAGAAAAACGAAGAAUCCACUGUCUAGAGGAGAAAAAACAACGCCUCGUUCUGCCCUUUUCUCUUGUCGUCUGUGAGAGUUUCUCUCUUUUUAGUAAAAAAAAAACAAAAACAAAAAAAACAACAAAAAAGCUCUCUGUUUCUCUCUUUGAGCUCUGAAUGACAUUCCUCUCACAAUUCCAAAAUGUUUAAAGAAGGAAAGAAAGUUCUUUUUUUACGUGCACUAAAAAGCUGACAAUUGAGGGCUAUGGGUGGGAUUAGAUAGCUUCUCGGCGGAAUUCUGUUUUUUGCUUGCUCGUCUGUCUGUUUUUGUGCCAAAUGCCUGCCACUCACACAGCUGGAAUUGCACAUAUUUUUUAGUGGAAGUUACCUUUUUUGUAACCAAGACUGUAAUUGGAACCUUCUUUUAAUGGGUAGCAGGGUAUAAACUUUCUUUCGUUCCCUCGUGAGGCGACGGUAGUAGUGAAAUCAGCAACACCUUAAAGUCUUCCAGGGUUUGGGGUUCAAACGUCAGAGAGGAGGAGACCAAUAGAGAGGCACAGAAAGGAGAGAAACUCUUUAUUGUUUAAUUUAUUUUUUUUUGUUAAUGACUAAAAAAUAAUGAUUGUGAGAUUUGCUUUAUUUCCAGUUCAUCGUUUUUCCAACCCUGAUGGACCUCUGACUGUCUGCGACACGAUUGGAAAUUGUGACUGCUAGUGUGUGCCACGUCUUACCUACAGGUGGCGAUGUGGGACAACUUGCAGAAAUCAUCUGUUGAUGCUUUAGUCAAAUUUAUGUGAUGGAGCCGCAUUGUAGCACAUGUCCGACGGGUUGGAGAAAUGAUUUCUGGCUCUCUCCAAGGUCCAACAAAAGAAAAAAAUAUAUAAAUAUCACAUGUUGUGUAUGUGUGUGUGUGUGUUUCACUCCUCUAAUUUCUAUUGGUGUAAUUCUCUGUGUGCCUCAACUAACACUGGUCACAGCACUGUCAGCCCCAACAUCAUUUCUUAAAACAAUUGUAGUUACAUUUUACCUGGAGGCCUAUCACAUGUUGACCAGAGAAUGCAAUGAAAACAAAAGUAGAUAUGGAAAAAAAAAACUGCCUACUAGUGUCUUUCCAGCCUUAGUGGAAUGUCACAGAUGAGAACUUUUCACGUACACACUUAAAAUCAGACUGGUUUGUUUGUAGCUCCUGGUUAUGGUAUGUCAAUUUUUAUUUAUUUAUUUGGAAGUAUGGAUGUUUACGUUUGAAUGUGUCUCUGAAGCGCUCGCUUUAAUUCACGUCCAAAAAUCUCUGAAAUUGUUCUGUCACAUCAUUGUAAUAAUCCACAAAUCUGUGUGUGUGUGUGUGUGCCAUGAAUGAAACAUGCAAAGGCCGGAACAUCCACUUUCCAUCUUUGUGUAUAUGCUGCAGCAAAAUCCACUAACACGCUGAGUAAGCACACAAAAAGCAAUGUAAAGUCGCUAAGGGAUUUUUUUUUUAAGUACAAAAGGUUUAAAAAAAAUAAAAUAAGAAUAAAAAAAAAGAAUUAUAAAUAAAUGAAAUAAUAAAAAUCUAGUUCCAGAAAUGCAUGUGCAAUGUGCAUGCCACACCGUGGGUUAAAUGUCAUCUUCAGGACAUAAAAAGAAAAGCACAUUAAUUAAUUCAGAGGAAUAAAAAAAAAAGAUAUAAAUAGAUGUUUUUUAAGCAAUGUUUCUUUUUUUUCCUUCUAUAUUUUUGAGAACAAAAAAAUGUAAAAAAAAAAAAAAAGAAUAUAAAACAGAAGAGACUUUUAAAGUCAGUCUUGUUUCUUUUCUUCUGUUUGUUGGGGUUGAGACUCACCACGUCCAUGUUCUUGAUGCCACUAAAAUAACUGUUUUUAUUGCAUUGAAGAAAAAAAAGAAAAGAAGAAAACUACAUGCAGAUCAAAAGAUGGUAAAAUCGAACUUUUUUCUUUGGAUGAGGGUCAAUGGGUGCAGGGGUUAGCAAAACCUGUCGACGGAAUUGCUCUAACUGACUGUCGGACCUUUGAUCUCUCAGUCACUCCCUCUUUCUCUGUCUCUCACACUUUUUCCUGUUGCACUCGCCAGUCUCACCGCUAUUUCUACCAGUGCAUUUUGUAAUUCCAAACAGAACUCUUCCUAAAGAAUAAAAAUCCAGAGAGAAUGCAAACU
Molecule: messenger RNA, 11421 nt
Organism: Oryzias melastigma (Indian medaka)
Lineage: Eukaryota; Metazoa; Chordata; Actinopteri; Beloniformes; Adrianichthyidae
Gene: cacna1aa
Product: calcium channel, voltage-dependent, P/Q type, alpha 1A subunit, a
Biological process (GO): calcium ion import across plasma membrane; chemical synaptic transmission
Cellular component (GO): voltage-gated calcium channel complex; neuronal cell body; membrane
Molecular function (GO): high voltage-gated calcium channel activity
Source: RefSeq, a predicted model, not a curated record